AUGUCUUCAUUCCUUCUUUUGAGCAUGCUGCCCCGAAGUGAUUCUUCGGCAGGCGAACUAGUGCCGCGACUGACCAGCGAUGUGAGACUGGACAUCGACCCACUGCCGUUGGCCCAGCGAAGAGGUCUCAUUGCAGUCGCCAUCAUGGCCUUUCUCUCUUUUAUUGCGACGGCAUCGCUUCUUUCAUUUAUUACAUACCGCCUCAUCUUCUGGCGCUCCAGCUACCAGAGAUACAUUGGUUACAAUCAGUAUAUCAUUCUGAUUUACAACCUCGUCCUGGCAGAUUUCCAACAAUCCCUUGCCUUUCUGAUAUGUUUGAAGUGGAUCGUCUCUGACAAAAUCAAGUCCGGGACCGCGGCUUGCUUCCUGCAAGGUCUCUGGCUGCAGAUCGGAGAUCCGGGCAGUGGCCUAUUCGUGCUUGCUAUUGCCUUCCAUACUUUCUUGCUGGUGGUAUGGGGACGCAAGAUGUCUUAUAAAUUCUUCGUGUCUUUCGUCUGCGGAGUGUGGGCGUUCAUUGCGAUCAUCGUGAUCAUUCCCUUGGCCGCAUAUGGUGCAGAUGUUUUUGUGCCUUCCGGAGCCUGGUGUUGGAUCAGCGAGGAAUACGAAACCGUCCGUCUUUGGACUCAUUACAUCUGGAUCUUUCUCGCCGAAUUCGGUACUGUCUGUUUGUAUGCGGUCAUGUACUUCCAAUUGAGACGUCAGAUUGCAGCAUCGUCAAUUCUUGGCAACAGCCAACUCGAGAGCCUAAAGCGCCUGAGACGUGUGGUCGGAUACAUGACUAUCUACCCUAUCGUCUACAUUGUGCUGUCACUUCCGCUUGCCGCCGGGCGUAUGGCAACGGCAAACGGGAACAGUCCUUCCAUUACAUUCUUCUGCUGUGCUGGUAAGUACAACUCCCUUUGGAUGCUUGACUUCCCUCCCUCAAACAAUCCAGACGAUGUGACUAACCUGGUUGAAGGUGCGAUUAUUACUAGUUCCGGCCUUGUCGAUGUUGUUCUCUAUACCCUCACUCGCCGAAACCUCAUCAUCGAUUCUGAGCCCAGCCAUGAUCGAUCUUAUAACAAAUUUGCUAGCAGCAAAGGGCGACGUGGUGACACUCAUUUGACGACCAUCACUGCCGAGCCCAAGUCUCGUAACAAGCUUGGUAUGAACAACGGAGAUGAUCCCGAUCGUGAUGGGUCGACGGAUAACAUUGUUCAACCGGGCGUCGAGAUGGGUCCUAUGGGCAAGGUAUACCAGGAAACCACCAUUGAGAUUACCACCGAGCCCGCAUAUCCAUCAGAAGGCGCAAGCGAACGAUCCAGCAAAGACGACUUCAAUGAUACCCCAUCCCGAAUGUGGAGACGCUAA
Molecule: messenger RNA, 1350 nt
Organism: Penicillium macrosclerotiorum
Lineage: Eukaryota; Fungi; Ascomycota; Eurotiomycetes; Eurotiales; Aspergillaceae
Gene: gprC
Product: protein gprC
Exons: 1
Coding region: 1-1350 (449 amino acids)
Biological process (GO): adenylate cyclase-activating G protein-coupled receptor signaling pathway
Cellular component (GO): plasma membrane
Molecular function (GO): G protein-coupled receptor activity
Source: RefSeq, a predicted model, not a curated record